AUUUCCAUACUACAUUCUCACCAAAUCGGACACUUUUCUGGUCACAAGUUUCUGAAAAUGAGACUAAAUUCGGAACAAAUUUCGAAAAUUGUACAAAUCUUCGAGCAGGAUCCUACCCUUUUGAAUAAUCAUAACAUGGUGGCAGUUCAUUUAGGAACGGAGCGCACACUUGUUGCACAACUUAAGCUUCAACUACUCGCCGGAACGAUAACUUUUGCCGAGUUUUUUUCCAAAGUUUUAGCCGACUGGGUCACUUCCAAUGGGGAGAAUGCGACAGUUUCCAAACUUUGUGAAGAGCUGAGAGAAAUGCAAUUCAUCAUGGUUGCUGAAAUGAUUGAGACACAAGUUCCGGUCGCAACUAGCAGUGCAGCAUUACACGAAGGAGACUAACGAAUACAUGUACACACUUUUUACACAAAAUUUUCGUGAAAUUUACAUAUUUAUUGGAAUUGAUUUCCCAAAUUUUGUACCAUAAAUAUAAACGUUUCAAUAAAUACAGGCACGU
Molecule: messenger RNA, 505 nt
Organism: Folsomia candida
Lineage: Eukaryota; Metazoa; Arthropoda; Collembola; Entomobryomorpha; Isotomidae
Exons: 2
Coding region: 58-390 (110 amino acids)
Biological process (GO): signal transduction
Molecular function (GO): protein binding
Source: RefSeq, a predicted model, not a curated record